GCGGGAGCGGCGGUGGCGCGCCCCGGCUGUGCCUCCCGGGCUCUGCCUCCCGGGCACUUGCCCGGCUCUGCGCGCUCCUGGCAUCUGCUCCGCCGCUGACACACAGUAGCGGGGACACCCGACGCCGCUAGCGACAGGCACGUUCCAGAAGGACGCUGCAACUUGGGGACUCCGGCGCGACCGGCCAGCAGAGGAAAGCUUGAAGCUGGAGGACGCCGGCUCUGGGAGCAGUCCCUGUGCUGGCCUCCCUCUCGGCUUCCCACCUCUGUUCCUCCGGCAGCCCCGCUCACUCACCACAGACCGCUGGCCCUGGCGCCCAGUUGGCUCGGCUUCCCACCUCUGCCUGUUUAUUGGAUUUGCCUCAUUCCUGACUCUCCGCUCCAGCCCUGAAUUCCACCUUUUCCUGGCCCCUCAAAUGCUCAAACUUGAGAUGGUUCAUGUCAGAUGGAUACAUUCAACUGGAUUUUUAAAUCAUUGUAAGCCAGUGAUGGAUCAGAAGUUACAGAAUGCAAUGCCAAAUAAAAGUCUUCGAAAGAAUUGCUUCAAAGAACCGAAGAAAGAAAAUUGAUCUACUUCCUUAAUACCUUGAUGUAGAAAAACAUACUGCACAUGGUAGGAAGUGAUAACUGGGAAAGUUUAUUUGGGUCUUAAUAUAUCUAAGUGAUAGGAACUGUCACUUUGUUUCUCAGAGGGCUUAUACCCCAGAGAUUAUGUUAAAAACCAGUAGUUUUAUCAACAUCUUGACAUGAUCACAAGAGAGGAGAAACAAAGGGCUAGCUGAAACCCUGCACCUUGGUCAAGAUGACUUCUGAAGAAAUGGCAGGUUCUGUUCUCAGGCCUGUGAGUCAGAGAAAAGUGAUCUCUGCUCAGUCAACUGUAGAUGAAAGUAAUGAUAAGGUCUUGGACAUCAAUAUUCCAAAAUUUCAUCCUGUCAGGCAGAGUGGGGAGACUUCUCAUACCAUCUCGCAACUGACCAAACUUACAGAAGAAUCUUCUGGAAGCAACGUGCCCCAGAUUUUCUCAGUAGCAAGGGAGAAAAUAACCAGUGAUGAGAACAGUAAUGAAAAUUGCUGGGAGAAAAGCAUGCCAGAUUCUGUGAAAAACCUUAACAUUAACUGCAACAGCAUAUUGAAAAACCAUCAGCAUGGCCCUCCUCAGAGCCAGUUUUAUGAAACGUGCAAUUCUAUCACAGAGGAAGGUCUGUGUUUGGAAACUGGAAUCUCUUCUUCACUGGAAGGAAAGGUGUUCCCUGGAAUUCAACUGGAAAUAGACAGACCUCCCAUGGGCAUUAGUCCAUUAGGAACUCAGUCAGCCAUCAUAGAGACAAGCAGGGCACACCCUGAAAGCAACAUGGCAGUAUUUCACUUGCAUUACGAGGUUGACAGAAGAAUGUCAGACAGUUUCUGUCCCCUAUCAGAUAACUUGAUUUUGGAUGAUUGUGGAAACUGUGUACUACCUGCUGUUGGUGAGGAACAAGAGAAAAAUUACAUGGCAUAUACUUGCAAACUGAUGGAAUUGACAAGUAACUGUGACAAUAAGAAUAGGCAGCUGCAGUGUGAUCAUUGUGACCCCUUGAAUGACAAAUACUUGUGCUUUGAAGGCUCUUGCCCAAAGGCCGAUGUGGUAUGUUCAAGUGACAGCUUUUGCAGAGAGGAUUUUACUGACAGUCCACCUGCCAAGACCUUUCUGAGCCAUUUUGAGGACUUCCCUGAUAAUUGUGAAGAUGUAGAAGAAGAUUUGUUUAAAAAUAAAAAGGAGCGGUCUGCUUGGUUAGUGAGGAGAUUUUGCAAAAAUGACAAGGAAGUUAAGAAAUCUGUGUUUACUGGGACAAGGGCAAUUGUGAGAACUUUGCCUUCUGGUCACAUUGGACUGGAGGCUUUGAGUUAUAUUGAUCAGAAGAAAAAUGGUCUCUUAUUGCCUCCUGGGAGAGUCAUGGAACGGCUGUCAACAGUGGUGGUUAGGCAAGAUGGUUCCCAAGGUCUGUCAAAAGCCCAGUGGUAUCCGAUCUACAGUGCAGUGAGAAGGGGAGAAGCCACAGAAGAAACAAUUAGAUCUCUUCUCCAUUUCUUCGCCAAGCUCCCAGCCUCCGAGACAGCCCAUGAAAGGAUCAGUGUUAGUCCGUACUUAAAGCAAUGUGUCCGAGACACGGUGUGUGAGUAUCGUGCCACCCUGCAAAGGACUUCCAUAUCUCAGUACAUCACCGGCUCUCUCCUGGAAGCCACCACAUCUUUAGGAGCAAGAAGCAGCCUCCUCAAUUCUUUUGGAGGAUCCGCGGGACGAAUGAUGCUGAAAGAACGCCAACCAGGCACGUCUAUGGCCAAUUCCAGUGCCCUUCCUUCAAGUUCAGCUGGGAUCAGCAAGGAACUGAUUGAUCUGAAGCCCCUCAUCCAAUUCCCAGAGGAAGUCGCCAGCAUCCUGAUGGAGCAGGAGCAAAAUAUUUACCGAAGGGUCUUGCCAGUUGACUAUCUUUUCUUCUUGACCCGGGGCUUGGGCACCACAGAACGUCAGAGGUCCCUGCCCUCCCUCAAAGCAUCCAUCUCAGCAUCCAUUCUUACCUCCCAGAAUGGAGAGCACAACGCCCUCGAAGAUCUUGUGAUGAGAUUUAAUGAGGUGAGCUCCUGGGUGACGUGGCUGAUCCUCGCGGCGGGCUCCAUGGAAGAGAAGCGGGAAGUCUUCUCGUACUUGGUUCACGUGGCCAAAUGCUGCUGGAACAUGGGCAACUACAAUGCCGUCAUGGAGUUCUUGGCCGGCCUCAGGUCAAGGAAAGUUUUAAAAAUGUGGCAGUUUAUGGACCAGUCUGACCUGGAGACCAUGAGGAGCCUGAAGGACGCCAUGGCCCAGCACGAGUCUUCCUGUGAAUACAGGAAGGUGGUGACACGAGCGCUGCACAUCCCCGGCUGCAAGGUGGUUCCGUUCUGCGGGGUGUUCCUGAAGGAGCUCUGUGAGGUGCUGGACGGAGCCUCUGGCCUCAUGAAGCUUUGCCCGAGGUACAAUUCACAGGAAGAAACUCUAGAGUUUGUAGCCGAUUAUAGUGGACAAGAUAAUUUCUUACAACGAGUGGGACAGAAUGGCUUAAAGAAUUCAGAGAAGGAAUCCACUGUCAACAGCAUCUUUCAGAUCAUCAGGAGCUGCAGUCGAAGUCUGGAGACAGAGGAGGAGGACAGCCCCAGUGAUGGGAACAGCUCAAGGAAAAAUUCCCUGAAAGAUAAAGCCCGAUGGCAGUUUAUAAUUGGAGAUUUGUUGGAUUCCGAAAAUGACAUCUUUGAGCAGCCCAAAGAAUGGGACUCUCAUGGAUCGGAAGAGCCACAGAAAGCCUUUGACCAUGGGACAGAGCUCAUCCCAUGGUACGUGCUGUCCAUCCAAGCUGAUGUGCACCAGUUCCUGUUGCAGGGGGCCACAGUCAUCCACUAUGAUCAGGACACGCACCUCUCUGCCCGCUGCUUCCUCCAGCUUCAGCCUGACAAUAGCACUUUGACCUGGAUAAAACCCACCACUGCUUCCCCAGCCAGUGCUAAAGCAAAACUUGGCGUGCUCAGUAACACAUCUGAGCCUGGCAAGUUCCCGUUACUGGGCAAUGCUGGAUUAAGUGGCCUGGUGGAGGGGAUCUUGGAUCUGUUUGCAGCAAAGGCUGUGUACAUGGGACACCCUAACAUUGAUAUACACACUGUGUGUGUUCAGAACAAAUUGAGUAACAUGUCUCUCUCAGAGACUGGUGUGACACUGCUCUACGGGCUGCAGACCACGGACAAUAGAUUAUUGCACUUUGUGGCACCAAAGCACACAGCUAAAAUGCUCUUCAGUGGAUUGUUGGAGCUCACUAGAGCUGUGAGGAAGAUGAGGAAGUUCCCUGACCAAAGACAGCAGUGGCUGCGGAAACAGUACGUCAGCCUCUACCAGGAGGAUGGACGAUAUGAAGGCCCAACUUUGGCUCAAGCUGUGGAGCUGUUUGGUGGCAGACGAUGGAGUACUCGAAACCCCAGCCCUGGGACAUCAGCAAAGAGCGCUGAGAAACCCAACACCUUAAGUAUAAGCAACGCCAAGAAAAAGAAGAAAAUCCUUAUGAGGGGUGAGAGUGGAGAGGUGACGGAUGACGAGAUGGCCACCCGCAAGGCCAAAACACACAAAGAGAGUCGGAGCCGGAGUGGUUCUGAUCCUCAAGAUGUCAAUGAACAAGAAGAAUCAGAGGCAAAUGCCAUCAUGAACCCUCCCAACCCUCUCCCUUCCAGAAGAGCCCACUCCUUGACCACGACUGGGCCCCCUACCUUGACUGCCGGGACAUCAUCUCCCAUCAGGCCAGUGUCCUCCCCUGUGCUGCCUGCUUCCAACAAGAGCCCGACCAGUGCUUGGAACAGCAGCAGCUGCUGGCCAGGGAAGAUCAAAGGAGGGAUGCAGGGCUUUCAGAGCUUCAUGGUUUCAGACAGCAGCAUGAGUUUUGUGGAAUUUGUUGAGCUGUUCAAAUCAUUCAGUGUGAGGAGCCGCAAGGACCUGAAGGACCUCUUUGACAUCUACGCCGUACCCUGUGACCGAGCUGGCUCUGAGGCAGCCCCCCUCUAUACCAACCUGACCAUUGAUGAAAAUGUCAGCGGUCUUCAGCCUGACCUAGAUUUGUUGACCAGAAAUGUCUCAGAUUUGGGGUUAUUCAUCAAGAGUAAACAGCAGCUGUCCGACAACCAGAGGCAGAUAUCUGAUGCCAUUGCUGCUGCAAGUAUUGUAACAAAUGGCACCGGAGUGGAGAGCACAUCUCUGGGUGUGUUUGGAGUCGGCAUCCUCCAGCUCAAUGACUUCCUAGUGAAUUGCCAAGGAGAACACUAUACUUAUGAUGAAAUCCUCAGCAUCAUCCAGAAGUUCGAGCCUAGCAUUAGUAUGUGUCAUCAAGGCCUAAUGUCAUUUGAAGGAUUUGCAAGGUUUCUUAUGGAUAAAGAUAAUUUUGCCUCGAAAAAUGAUGAGUCACAGGAGAACGUUAAAGAAAUGCAGCUGCCCCUCUCCUACUAUUACAUUGAAUCUUCACACAAUACCUACCUCACGGGCCACCAGCUCAAAGGAGAAUCCUCAGUAGAACUCUACAGCCAGGUCCUCCUGCAAGGCUGUAGGAGUGUAGAGUUGGACUGCUGGGACGGAGAUGAUGGAAUGCCCAUCAUUUAUCAUGGACACACCCUGACAACCAAGAUCCCCUUCAAGGAAGUGGUUGAAGCCAUCGAUCGCAGUGCCUUCAUCAACUCUGACCUGCCCAUCAUCAUAUCGAUUGAGAACCACUGUUCAUUGCCUCAGCAACGAAAAAUGGCAGAAAUUUUCAAGACUGUGUUUGGAGAAAAACUGGUGGCUAAAUUCUUAUUUGAGAGUGAUUUCUCGGAUGAUCCAAUGCUCCCCUCGCCUGACCAACUCAGAAGGAAAGUGCUUCUCAAAAAUAAGAAAUUAAAAGCCCAUCAGACACCAGUGGAUAUCUUAAAGCAAAAGGCUCAUCAGCUAGCAUCCAUGCAAGCUCAGGCUUAUAACGGUAGCAAUGCCAACUCCCCACCUGCUAAUAAUGAGGAAGAGGAAGAUGAAGAGGAUGAAUAUGAUUACGAUUAUGAAUCCCUCUCUGAUGACAACAUUCUAGAAGACAGACCUGAAAAUAAAUCAUGUAAUGACAAACUUCAGUUUGAGUAUAAUGAAGAAAUCCCCAAGAGGAUAAAGAAAGCAGAUAACUCUGCUUGCAACAAAGGAAAGGUUUAUGACAUGGAACUGGGAGAAGAAUUUUAUCUUCCUCAGAAUAAAAAGGAAAGCAGACAGAUUGCACCAGAGCUUUCUGACCUUGUCAUCUAUUGCCAAGCAGUAAAAUUCCCAGGCCUGUCAACUCUAAAUGCAUCUGGCUCUAGCAGAGGAAAAGAAAGGAAAAGCAGGAAGUCCAUUUUUGGCAACAAUCCGGGCAGAAUGAGCCCCGGGGAGACAGCACCAUUUAACAAAACAUCUGGAAAAAGUUCCUGUGAAGGAAUGCGACAGGCCUGGGAGGACUCUCCUUUCUCCGUCAACCCAACCACAUCCCUCAGCGCUAUCAUUAGAACUCCCAAAUGCUACCAUAUCUCCUCGCUGAAUGAAAAUGCCGCCAAACGUCUAUGUCGCAGGUAUUCUCAGAAACUGAUCCAGCACACCGCCUGCCAGCUGCUGAGGACGUACCCGGCUGCCACUCGCAUCGACUCUUCCAACCCCAACCCACUCCUGUUCUGGCUCCAUGGGAUACAGCUCGUGGCACUCAACUACCAGACAGAUGAUCUCUCUUUACAUUUGAAUGCCGCCAUGUUUGAGGCCAAUGGUGGCUGUGGUUAUGUUCUGAAACCCCCAGUUCUGUGGGACAAGAACUGUUCCAUGUAUCAGAAGUUCUCCCCCUUGGAAAGAGACCUGGACAACAUGGAGCCUGCCGUCUAUUCGUUAACUAUUGUCUCUGGGCAGAACGUGUGCCCGAGUAAUAGCACGGGGAGCCCAUGUAUCGAGGUUGAUGUCCUGGGCAUGGCCUUGGAUAGCUGCCACUUCCGCACGAAGCCCAUCCACCGCAAUACUCUGAACCCCAUGUGGAAUGAACAGUUCCUCUUCCGGGUUCACUUCGAAGAUCUCGUAUUUGUUCGUUUUGCUGUCGUGGAGAACAACAGCUCGGUGGUCACUGCUCAGAGAAUCAUCUCCCUCAAGGCUCUAAAGCGAGGAUAUCGACAUCUUCAGCUGCGAAAUCUCCACAAUGAAGUCUUGGAAAUCUCUAGUUUAUUCAUAAACAGCAGGAGGAUGGAAGAAAAUUCCUCUGGCAAUACUGUGCCGGCCUCUCUGAUGUUUAAUACAGAAGAAAGAAAAUGUUUGCAGACUCACAGAGUCACAGUGCAUGGCGUCCCAGGUCCAGAGCCCUUUACGGUUUUCUCUAUAAACGGAGCCACUAAGGCAAAGCAGCUUCUCCAACAAAUUCUCGUUAUGGAUCAAGAUACCAAACCUAUUGCCACAGACUAUUUUUUAAUGGAGGAAAAAUAUUUCAUAUCUAAAGAGAAGAAUGAAUGUAGGAAACAACCGUUCCAGAGAGCCAUUGGUCCAGAAGAAGAGAUUGUGCAAAUUUUAAGCAGCUGGUUUCCAGAAGAGGGAUAUGUUGGCAGGAUUGUCUUAAAAACCCAGCAGGAAAACCUGGAGGAGAAAAGCAUUGUGCAAGAUGACAAGGAGAUGCUCCUGAGCUCAGAGGAGGACAGCUUCUUUGUCCAGGUGCACGACGUUUCCCCCGAGCAACCGCGCACGGUCAUCAAAGCACCCCGUGUCAGCACCGCGCAGGACGUCAUUCAGCAGACCUUAUGCAAAGCCAAAUAUUCCUAUAGCAUCCUAAGCAACCCCAACCCGAGUGACUAUGUGCUUCUGGAAGAGGUGGUGAAAGACACCGCCAACAGGAAGUCUUCCACCCCAAAGGCCUCCCAGCGUGUCCUUUUGGAUCAGGAGUGUGUGUUUCAAGCUCAAAGCAAGUGGAAAGGUGCAGGAAAAUUCAUCCUUAAGCUAAAGGAACAGGUGCAGGCAUCUCGAGAAGAUAAAAAAAAAGGCAUCUCUUUUGCAAGUGAACUCAAGAAGCUCACCAAGACUAAACAGCCCCGAGGACCCACAUCACCUUCUCAGGUCUUGGCCUCAGAAAAUGUCCAAAACAAGGAAGAGAAACCUAUGGGUGGCUUGCCUUCCAGUGACACCACAGACUACCGACAGUGAGCAAGAUAGCACGGUUUACCCAGGUGAAGAUCUUUUGGCAAGAAGUUAAAAUCAAGAACGAUCAUAAUGGAGACAAAUAUAAUUCCCUUAUUUUCAUAAACUAAACUGGAAACUUACGAUUUCUGAACUCUUGAUACGAGGUCCACGCUGAGGUCAAGCAAAAUGGUACAGGGCUUGCUAUCAACUGGUUUCCUACUGAAUGAAGCAAAGAAGCCCAGCAGACUGCCAUUUUACAUGUCAACAGUUGGAAAAACCACCGCUAAGCUUGCAAUAAUUGACUUAGAACAGGAGUCAGCAAACUUUUAUAAAGGGCUAGUCAGUAAAUAUCUUCGUUCUUAAUGGGCCAAAUGGUCUCUGUUGCAAUGAUUUAGCUUAGUGCAAAAGCAGCCAUAGACAAUACAUACAUGAUUGAAUGUGGUGGCUGUGAUCCAAGAAAACUAUUUAAAGACAUUGGAAUUGGAAUUGCAUAUCAUUUUCCCAUGGCAUAAAUAUUCCUCUUUGGAUUUUAAAAAAAAAUCAUUUUAAAAUGUAAACGAUUCUUAGUUCAACAGCCACACAAAAGCAGGUGGCAGGCUGGAUUUGGCUCAAAGGCCACAGUUUGCUGACCUGACUUAGAAAACUGGGAACAAGAUGCACAGAGGUAAGAAAACAAGCAGGCUAGUUUAGUCAUACCUAUUAUGGCUAAGAAUUGGAAGCUUUGGGGCAUUGCACAUGUAAAUAUGUCCUCUAGGACUCAUUAAAAAAUAAUUCAACCUACUCUCUGUAUUGUGUACCAUCGUGAACUCUCCUAUAGUGUUUCUUUUUACAUAUAGAAUGAUGUUGGGUUUUUUAUGUUUAUCACUUAUAUUCACAGACUUUUGGUUUCUACAAAAUGAAUUUAGAAUAAUGUUAUCUACUGAGUUGUGGCAUCUUAGUAAGAAACUUAACCAUGUUUCUAACGCAGAAGUAGACUGAGUUGGUGUUUAUUUAUUUUACGAGGUUUGUACUGACACUGUACCUAUGUAUUUAUUAUACAUAGCUUUCUUGAUAUUGCUUGCAGAUUAGAAGCAUUAGUGGUUCUAUUUCACUAUUUGAAAACAAAUCUCCUUAGAAGAAAAUGUAUGCCCUGAAUACCUGAAAUAGGCCAGAAUUUCAUGUAUCUUGCCAUUUAAUGUAAAUUAUUUUUAAAACCUUGCUGUAUAAGACUAUCAUGUAAGUGAUAAAGGAUUCGUCUUGUUCUUGGCACGAAGCAAAUUGUGACUCUUCACAUAAAAUGUGUUCCUCUAAAGUAAAAUCCAAAUUUUAUCUUUCUAAUGACCUUCAAAUUUGAUGUUUUUCUUCAAAUUAUAAAACAUACUAAAAUCUCUAAUCUCUGCUUUGAGACAUUUUCACCAUAAAAAAAAAAUGAAUAAAACAAUUCCCCCUUCUUUGUGUACUCUAACAAAAGUAUCAAAAACACAACACAGCUUUCAUGUUAUUGGAAGUUCUGACUAAGUCAAAGCCUUAUUGCUAAAAGAAUCACCGUUUGCUUGUCAACAGCAUUCAGGCUAUUUCAAUUUGAUGCUGUUUGUACAGUACUACAGGUUUCUUUUUAAAUGAAAUAAUCAGUCUGCAACAAA
Molecule: messenger RNA, 9293 nt
Organism: Dama dama (fallow deer)
Lineage: Eukaryota; Metazoa; Chordata; Mammalia; Artiodactyla; Cervidae
Gene: PLCE1
Product: phospholipase C epsilon 1
Exons: 34
Coding region: 802-7695 (2297 amino acids)
Biological process (GO): lipid metabolic process; small GTPase-mediated signal transduction; phosphatidylinositol-mediated signaling
Molecular function (GO): guanyl-nucleotide exchange factor activity; phosphatidylinositol-4,5-bisphosphate phospholipase C activity
Source: RefSeq, a predicted model, not a curated record